Columba livia (rock pigeon) is the source of this 6849-nucleotide messenger RNA. It is a transcript of the gene SMIM38, whose product is annotated as small integral membrane protein 38. The record is from RefSeq and is a predicted model, not a curated record. The transcript is spliced from 5 exons. NCBI's taxonomy places the organism in Eukaryota, Metazoa, Chordata, Aves, Columbiformes, Columbidae. The coding region runs from base 701 to 832 and encodes 43 amino acids.
CGGAGCUGGUGGCCACGGCGUAGGAUGUGCUGGAUGAUGUGACGGUCCCAUCAGCUGCUCUUGACGUUGUAAAAUCCUAUUGGAAGUUUUCAGCAACCCUGAUAGAGGAUGGACAGCAGGAUUGCACCAGGGAAACAAAAAAAAAAGCUUCUCCAGUGUUUUUUUUCCUGCAAAGACCAUUCUUAAGAGCUCGUUGGACAGCGCGGGGCUCUUGAAGUGAUAGCUAAUUGGUGAAAGAAAGGCCCCGAUUGUCUUGAGGGAGCUGGAAAGUGCUGCGUGUGCUGCUGAAAAGGGACUAGGGAGAAGGUGCCUGGUUUCGCCGAGCAGCUGCUGCUGGAGAUGUUUGGAGAUUACAUCAGCAUUGGAAAAAAGGGGCAAAAAAAAAAGAGUCCAACUUCACAGAGACGGAGUUUAUGGAGUUUUCCCCCCCCCCCGCUUCCAAAGUUCUUCUGACAAUACUGUCAUUGUCGAUAUAAGAGUUGUUAAUUCUUUAUGAAUAGCACAUGGGGCCUCUUGACUAAAUAGUACGUUACAUGUCCCAAAUCUGUCAGCUGGACUCUUCUCUCACAUGCUAGUGAGAUCACUUUGAUUGGAAUGUUACAGGAAUUGCUGGGCUGGCCGUGCAGAACUGAAUGCUGCAUUAUAUAAUUAGAUCUCCCAGAGUAUUUUUUUCGCAUUACCUCAUUAUUCUAGCUUAAAUAUGGAAUCAGCCCUUUUGAUGGGUUUGCUGGUUGUAAUUAUAUUAAUACGAUUCAUUUUGUGGUCCUGUCUUAGUGCUUAUAUAGAUUAUAAACUGUCCCGAAGGUUUCCUGAUGCAAUAAAAGAGGACUAAGAGACUUCAAAAGGCUUGUUCGGAUUUAAAUUGACAAUGGGGAGAACUGGAUAAGGUAAAUGGAGCUAGGGCAGAUUUUACCUUGGGAUCUGAUGAGAGAGAAAUGACCUGUUGAGGUUGCAACUGAGUGAAGAUUCUUCAGAAAGCCUCAUGUUGACAGAAUGGGGAAAAAAACAAUGACAACUGAUUGAGUUGAUGACUUCCUAUCAAACUUGGGGUAUGAAUUUGAUGCUGGAAACAGACUUGUGGACUUUUGCCAAUUGAAUGAUCUGGACAAGCUGGAAGGAAUCCUAUUGUUGGGUAGUCCAAACCUGCCCGUGGCCCAGUCUUGAUGUGUGAAAUGGGACAGCCUGCUGCCCGCUGGACUGACUGCUGGUCUGUAUGUGAAGAUCUCAGCUGCCUGGAUGCAACAAGUGACCAUGUCCCAGUGAAGCUGAAGAUCCCCGGCCCAGCUCAGCAUCCAUGUGCUGUGCUCUGGACUCGUGGGAGUGGAUUUUUUUACCUGAUUGGCUCAUUCGUUACCAAAUUCCUUGUGAUUCCUCCUGAUCAGUUGGAUGUGGAACUGACUGAAUUAUUUUAACUGCUUUGCAUGGAGUUUGGACUCCAAAACCCUGCAAAAUACCUUCUGUUCUAGCCUUUGAUAAGGAACUUAUUAGGACACCAAAGGACAUCAGGGUCAUAGUGACAUAGAAUUUUUUGGUUAACUCGUCUUGCAAAAGAACAUAAUGGGUUCCAAGUGAACUAUCUGCUUUCAAAUGAAAAUCAUACUAAGUCAAACAUCCAAAAAUCUUACUGCUUGUACAACUCAAUUUAACAUCUACUUUUAAGAACUCGUUUUUUCUACAAAAACCAACAGCAUUCCCAUAAAGACUUUCUGGCCCAUUCAUGACUUGCACACUCCUACAGGUGAUAUUAAGAUCCAUUUAUAAAUGUUAUAGAGAGUCUAUGAACUUUGUCUAUGCACACUCGGCAGUUACGUACAUACAGGUAUGUGUGUGGAUGUGUGUACAGGCAUGUGUGUGCACCUAUAUUUUCAUAUAGGAAUGUUAAUAUUUGAACAUGAUAGCAGCCUUUCCCACUUUAAGCUGCUCAAUCUUGUGUAGUUCUGAAAGAAAAAUGAUGAAUUUAGCUCCUUAAGUAACUGAAAUUGCAAAAUGACAUUUACAUUGAUGUGUUAGGACUGUGUUAAUUUGUGGUGACCAGUAUAACCAAUUUUAUAUAAAGAUAUAUAUUCAUUUAUAUUUAUUUAUAUAUUUAUUUAUUCAUACCUAUUUUUAUAUUUAUUUAUUUUCCCCUACAGGCCUCAAAAUAUUUCUGAGCUUUAAAAGCUGAAUUGAUUGUAAAUAUCCUGUCAUCUGCAAAUGUAAUUUCUGUCCAACAUCUUGUAAGGUGCAAAAAGUUGGCAUUAUGGACUGUUUAUGUGCCAUCCACUUAAACAAUUACUGUCAAACCACGUAAACCAAACUGCAGUAAGACUCCCUUAAAUGGACCUGGCAUUGCAACAGGUGGUCUAAUUACUUUAGGUUCUUUUGCUGAAUUAUUGCACAGUAUGAAAUACUCUGGGAUUGAAGUUUGCGCGAACAAGGCUUUCAAUGUUCCAGAAAUGGAAAGAUGGAGUAUGAAAGACAGAGCUUUAUGAAGACUGAAGUUUUGAGUGCAGUGAUGAGGAAAUUAGUUCUGUCUUUGCCUGUCAUUAAGUUCUAAAUGAAAACACUUAGCAGUUUGUUUUCUUUGCUUUUUGGCUGCUUACCUGGAGAUCCUGGGUCUAAUUUGCCUCUGUGCCAAGCACUAGCGGCUGCAGAUUGUCAGUUUAACAAAUAAACUAGUACCAGUUUAACAAAUAAACUGAUACACUGAGAAUUCAAAUUCUGAGAAUCUGAAUUGGGACAUCUGAAAUAAAUAGAUACAAAAAGAGUAUGUCUUCUGUGCUUUGGUUUCUUAUUGCCAAAUGAGAUAACGUGUAUAUAACAAAUGUUAAUCAACAUCUGCAAAACACAUAAACAUUAAAGGACAUUCAGGAGGAAAUUAAUUAUUCUUGCACAAGGGAUCAAGCACUGAUGAUGAAGAAAACAUGACAACUCAUUAAGCAAGCACUAUCCAUCCUGUCUGUUGAAUAUGGGUGGAAUACCUUGGAAAAAAAUAAUCUACAUGGCAAAUGAGUGUAACAAAAUGGAGGGGAAAUAGCUUUUCCUCCUGAGAUGAAUGGCCUGCUUUGUCUGGUACCACUUAGUUUCUAGAUCUAGUUCAAGCUUGAGUGUGUGAUAGAUGUGGAGCUUCCAGCACUGAGAUGGAAGUGCUCUGGGUGUAAGCAAAAGAAAUAAAAAAGGAAAAUUUGAUGUAGAAUAGAAAUAUCCAUAGCAUUCAGGGAAGUUUUGAGGUUUGCAUGUUGGUCUUAGAUCCCUAGACUGCAUAUCAGUAAUACAUGCCGAAAUCCCAGGCCCAGGUGAGUUUGGAGCCCAGGUCCCAUAUUUAAAGUAGUGCUUGAACUUAGGACUGGCCUAUGUGACUUAAGAGACCGUUUUCCUGACUGCCUCCCCUUUGAGAACUGGCAGCCUGAAUUAAAACUCUUCGUCAGAAUUUCUUACUGAUACUCAUGAGGUGGAUAGUCUCUCUUUUCUUCCUUUAAGAAAAUUUGUUUAUUUGCCACUAGGUUAUAAAAAAAAUUCCCCAAAUAAUUACUACUGUUUUCUAGACUUCCUUAUGUGCUAAUAAUUCUCCGAGUUCCCCACGUGCUUGUAUUAAGACAAGUUCAUGGAAGAAGGAUUCAUCAAGGGCUAUCAAAUGCAGGGCAUCCUUGUGCUACAGAAUGUUGAAAUCUGAAGAGGAUAUUGAAGAAGUAUAAAUGUGUGCUUGCUCUAUUCUUAGUCUCUUCUUAGACAUCUACUGUUGAUCGUGGUGGGACAUGGUGCAGAGUUAACUGCUUCUGCAGGGUUCUUCUUUACAGGUCCAGGACACUCUGCCUUUGCAUCUGAAAAAUAUGAAUCUGUCCUUUACGUUAUUUAGAACUGGUCAGUGGGACAAAUGCUUAUAGAGGGCUGGAAGAAGCCCCAGCAAAACAGUGAGUACCGAAAGGAUGAAGAGGAAGAUGGCAGUGAGGAUUAUGAGCUACCUGAGGACAUGUGACUUUAAAUUAACCCUUUCUAUACCAAUCCCAGAGCAGGUACUUCCAGCUGCACACCUCUGCGCCUCUGGUAGUUGAUGAGAUAUCUGAUUUUAUGUCUGCGCUUGCUGGCUCUUUCUUUAGACAUGCUUUCUUUGGCAUGCAUCUCAGACCGAAUAUAGCGACUUCCAGGUUUUUAAUCCUUGCAAAAUGUCUCCCACCACGCCUACAUUUAAAAGGGCGCAGGAUCCAGUUUGCUAAUUUGUUCCUAGGCAGUUAAACUACUUUACGUGAGCUACAUAUCAUAGAAUAGGUUUAAUAUACUAUUUUAAGCAUAUGUGAAUAGUGUUGUGUAGGGGGACAUAUCUUUAUCUGUCUCUAAUUGGAGGUCGUCCUUUGUGUAACCCUGUAACGUUUUAGACUAUUCUGGGAAACCCCAUGGCCCAAGUACUAUGGAAUGUAGUUAGGAAAAACAGUGUUUUCUCAAAUAUUUCAGAUGUGGAAUAUUUAUUUUGUAGCCAGAGAAACUUGUUUUGUUGCCAAGCAACUGACCAUGAGUAGGAUCUGCUGCCAACUGUACUUGAAAAAGGAAAAAGAGCCUUCUUACCUCUCCUCAGUCUGCAUGUGAGCAUUUACAGGGCAGUGAAGAGAAAUUUAAAUGUAAAGUCUGUGUGACAGGAUUCCUUGCUAGAAGCCUCAGGUCAGUUAGGUCUUUUCCAUCUGCCUUCCAAUUGGUCAUAUAUAAUUGACAGAAGAAGCCAUGACUGAAAAUAUUGGUGUGGGAAAUCCAGUCACUUUCGAAAGUUUUCCGUUUUGAAUUCUGCUCCAUCAGAGCCCAAGGUAAUGGAGUUUUAUUGUUUGCUCUUUGCUGGCCUUCUGGGCCAAAGGCACGACCUUAGAACCAACUUGGAAUUCUGCUCAGACUAUUUUAUUGACUUGAUAGGCAGGCACUUAGGCAGGCAUCCAGAUCUUCAAAUACUGUUUCUUUCAGAUUUCAAGUACUCAAUCUGGUUUUCAGAGCUAAAGAUGCUCAACUUGCACUCAAUGGAUGAAGGUUAAAAUGGGACAUAUAUGCUUGUAGCAAUGUGGUUUUAACCAUUUCAGCACAAGCAAACACUCCCUACUGCACAAAUCCGCUAAACGAAAAGUAGCUACUUGGGGAGUUGUCUGUUUGUAAGGCAACCUGUCCGAUUUACUGGAUUUAGCUUGAAAAAACAGUCAUUCUGGAUUAAGCUUGAUGAAUUGAGAUUCAUUCCUUGCAAUGGGUAUGCCUGCAAUGAAUGCUUCCAUCUUUGCUUCCAGUCUUCGGCCUCUAUCAACUGUAAUAAUGGCAAAGAAUAUUCAUUAAAUGCUCUUUUAAAAUAUAAUGGUUGGACUCGAUGGUCUUAAAGGUCUUUUCCAAUCAAAAUGAUCCUAUAAAUGGCCUGUUCAGCCACAUGUGGACGCAGUACAAAGUGCUACUCACAUUAACAUUGCUUGAUAGAAGAAUCGGGCUUGUAGCUCCGUCUUAUGGAGAAGUAGGUCAAGAAAUUGUACAAAGAUGCAAGACAGAGCUGUGAAAUUGGGGGUAUAGGAGUAGUCUCAGUGAUAUUUCAGAUAUGAUCUAUAAGUAAUGUUUCUCAUAGCAUGAAUCUUUGGGGGUUUCUCAAAGUUGUCCAGUUAUUUAUCUGUGUUUCCACUGUGCAUUAGUUUAUCUGUUUCUUGUGUGUAUAGUGCACUUCCAUGCUUCACUGCCUGCUUUGGAGAUGAUGCUUGGGUUUCUUCUGGGAGAGGUCAGAUGCCAAAUUCUUUGUUUCAAGCACAAAAGGAGCUUGGCCAUCAUGCUGCUGUUCAGCCUCCUAAAGCUUCUUCUCCAACCUUGGCUCUUCUUUCCAUUUUGUCCUUCUAAUUCAGAAUAAUGCCUGUCAGUUGACCUCGUUUAGCAGUCAAGGCUCCACAUGGUGGCAUCACCUGUUCUGCGGCUUCAUCUUCAGCUGCUGGUGGAGUUUGUGUGUGCACAUGGUAGUUUGGGUAACUUCUGUGAUCAUGGAUGAUUUUAAAAUUCUGAUGUUAUGUGCGGCAUUUUCAUAGCUCGUGUGAAUUACUUGGAACGUUCAAGUAGUGGAUUACUUCAAAAAAAUGCUAUUUCAAAUUUAUUUUGAAUCAUAUAAAGAUGAUCAUCAUUCUUCAGUAAGACAGCAAAAGAUUUGCUGAAUGUGAAAAUAAAGGUGCUUAUCACGUUUCUGAUGCGUUUGGGGGAAUUUAUCUCUCCCAAAUUUUACUCAUGUUUUUCUCUAGCUAAGAGUAUGUGUAACGUCUGUGCUGAUGAGUUUGGGAUUUUUAUUAACAUAGUUUCAUUUGAGAAAAUUUUUGAGGUUUUGGGCCGGAUUCCAAAAGUGCAGAGUUAUUCAAAGUGUAGUUCUUCACCAUAAAAACAGCUAAACUUACUUUUGGUGUAAAAUAGUGCAUGAGUAUUGGUGAUGAAUUCAGUUUCUGUUAUAUAAGUGUUACUGUAGUAUUAUCAACAAGAAGAUAAGUUCAGCAGUAUAUAAUGACUCUGUAUAACCUUUUGGUAUGAUUAUAUGUACAAAUACAUAUUUACCAUUUACAGGCUGUGGCACAGGUUGGACAGCCCAUGAUAAUAUUUAUUUCUAUUACUUCAAAACAUUUUUUGAAGAUCAGUGUUGGGAGCUCUGAGAUUUCUCUUAAACACAAUUAUGAUCGUUGCCAGAACUGCUGAUGUGAUUCAGACUGGUGAUCCUCUAUGCCGAGCCAUGCAUUUAAUAGUAUUCCUAUUUUAAUACCUCGAGCUCUGAAAACAUGAGAUCCUGUUGUAUGAGUUGCUGUGAUGCUGAAGUUUAGAGCCUCCAAAGAGUACUACAAAGGAGUCAGUGUUUCUCUGCUCUUUGCUAAUGAUUUGCAUGAAUUUUAUAUUAUC